ACUAACUACUAAGUAUUGGAAUUCAUGUCAAAAUUGAAGUAGGAACACAUUAAAAUUCUUUUGUUUUCUCUUUUUUAAAUAUUGUGAAUUUAAGCAUUUGUGUGCCUAAUUAAUUUUAAUUACUAAUUAUGACUGAAGAAUCUCUGGUUAAUAUGAAUAUCGCGGAAACAACCAAGAUACGAGUUAAAAACUGUAUAUUUUGUAAUUUAAUUGCUGCCAACGACCCAAAUAUUAUUCUUGAGCCUCGAAGCGAUCAAUUUGUAAUCAUUAAAGACAUAAAGCCAGUGGCUACUCACCAUUUCUUAGUGUUGAGUGACAAACAUAUAAAAAGUUCUAAAAGUUUACAACCUAAUGAACAAGAUUGUAAUUUACUCAAGAGCAUGGUUGCAGCUGCAAAACAAAUAUUAUUAAACAAUGGUUGUGAUUUAAAUGACAUAAGAAUGGGUUUUCAUUGGCCUCCAUUUUAUUCAAUAGGACAUAUGCAUCUUCACGCCAUCAGCCCGGCUAGUUCAAUGUCUGCUUUCAAUCGUUUUGUUGCAUUUAACCCAAGUUUCAGUUAUGUUUUUGUUGAUGUAGAUUAUGUGUUAAAACGUAUUGGCUGCAAAGACAAAAAUUAAAUAGAUAAUCCAUCUUCUGUCAGUAAGCUGUGAUACAUGCUUAACAUAUUAUAAUAUAAGCACUGCUUGUUAUUUAUUAUUUAUUUGUAUGUUUAUU
Molecule: messenger RNA, 714 nt
Organism: Melanaphis sacchari
Lineage: Eukaryota; Metazoa; Arthropoda; Insecta; Hemiptera; Aphididae
Product: histidine triad nucleotide-binding protein 3-like
Exons: 5
Coding region: 129-617 (162 amino acids)
Molecular function (GO): catalytic activity
Source: RefSeq, a predicted model, not a curated record